AUGGCUUGGCGCAAUGAGUCGGUCGCUUUUACAUUGUCGCAAGAGACCUCUCAACAAGGCUGUGGAUAUCCACAGGAGAUGUGUCUAAUGAAAAUCUACCAGCGCCUCUCCAACUUCAUCAUGACUGGGAUGCAAGUUGAUGGUGAAAUUGAGGAGAUGGGCAGCCUUAUUGUCACCGUAGACGUCUGCAACUUCAUCGAGUAA
Hydatigera taeniaeformis is the source of this 204-nucleotide messenger RNA. NCBI's taxonomy places the organism in Eukaryota, Metazoa, Platyhelminthes, Cestoda, Cyclophyllidea, Taeniidae. The record is from the annotation of a GenBank genome assembly.